AAAGUAUAAAAUGAGAAGUGCGGGAAAGUAGUUCUCGUAUAGAGAGAUGGGAACAGCGUGGUCACAAGAUGGGGCUUCUCAGUCGGAGGCAAGUGGACAGCAGAAACAACAAUCAGCAACAGAGCCUCAUCCAUCAACAGACACAGUCAAGGGUGCUUACAAUACAGUGGAAGUAAAGCCAAGUGAUAAUGUAGACAAGGCAGUGGUGAAGCCAACAGCACAGAAAAUCCCACAUAACUUUCAAGCCAUUUUGAAAGAUGCAAACAGCUUCCGUAUGGACAAGUCUUCCACAGAAGAGAAGUUCGGCCAGUUACGAGCUGGCAUACUCUUGAACCAAAAGAGAAAGAAAUAUUGGGUUGAUAAGAACUUCAACAACUGCUUUAUGUUGUAUUCAAGGGAUCUUUCAAUUUGUUGGGUUGACGAUUGUCGUUACUGGCAAUGGACCAGUGUGAAAGAAACGAGCGAUGAGUUCAUUGAUGUGGCCGAACUGUUGAACGUAUGUUGGCUGGAAAUUAAUGGAAAAUUUGAUACUGCUAAGCUCUCACCAGGAAUUUUGUAUGAAGUGGCAUAUGUGGUGAUGCUGAAAGAUCCAGCUUAUGGAUGGGAAGUUCCGGUAAACAUCAGACUCACUCUCCCAGAUGGAAGCAAGCAAGAAAACAAAGUAAAUUUGAUGGAAAAGGUAAGGGGACAAUGGAUCAAGAUUCCAGUAGGUGAAUUCAAAACACCAGUCCAAAAACAUGGGGAAAUCGAGUUCUCAAUGUACGAAUAUGUUGAUGGAGAAUGGAAGAGUGGGCUUUGCAUCAAGGGAGUCACAAUUCAGCCAAAGAACUGAAUUCCACAAUAAUCAAUAUUUCACGGGCCAGUUGGAAAAAUAUAAUAUUUAGAUUUUUAUUUGGAACUAAAAGUCAGCUUGAAUGUGCAAUAAAUAAUUGCAACAAAGCAAAUGGAAGAAAAAUUCAACUUUUGGUUUUAGCCAAUGCCUUAUUCAUCAACCGCACAGUCCUACUGUUGAUCGUAAUUAACAAACCGGCUUAUGGAAACAUAAACAAAACAAGCAACUAAGGUGUUGUUUGGCAAUACCUUAGUUUUAUGUUUUUGGUUUUUGUCUUCUUAAUUAUGCAUAAUUUGUUUACUUAAUAUGUUAGUGUUACUUAUAGUUUGUAAGGUAUUUCAAUUAGUUACAAACUUGAGGAUAAAAAAGUAUCAAAUUAAACACAACAUAAACAAUUAUUGGUUUUCGGUA
This is a messenger RNA of Ziziphus jujuba (common jujube), 1243 nucleotides long. Its product is annotated as lectin. The transcript is spliced from 3 exons. Bases 47 to 832 code for a protein of 261 amino acids. The record is from RefSeq and is a predicted model, not a curated record. Lineage: Eukaryota; Viridiplantae; Streptophyta; Magnoliopsida; Rosales; Rhamnaceae.